UAUUAAUUAUAUUAUAUAUGACUCUUAGGUGUGAUAUAUUGUGCCUUUGAAGAGGACGAAGCGGCUAUUGAUAGCAUAGCUCAACGCUAUGAGAGAUAUGGCAAUGGAGUCGAAGCACCGGAAAAGUUGGAAAUCAUUAAAGAGAAGUGCAAUGAAAUUGGAAAUACAAACGGCACGGGUAGACUUUUCUGGGAUAUAGUCACCGGCUUGAAAUGGGCAGGGUACCUCAAACCAAGGAUCCGGGAUGUGGUUAUGGAGAGUCCCAGCAUUCGAUUCUACGAGAAAGUUAACUUAUUUUGUACAUUGCCCGAUGAUAAAAUGUUGAAAUACACACCCAUUAUAAACGCUAAACUGGUCGAGACUAAAAAACUACGUGACCGUUACCUUGGAUACCUAGAAGAUGCUUUGAAACAGUCGAGAAUUAACAUGGGUGAAAUAAUAUGCGUUGGCCGUGACUUCUGGGCUAAAGUGAUUGAUAUGCACGACGACAUCGAUGGGUUCCGGGAGUUCUCACACAAACGUAUUGAACUCUAUCCGGCAAUACUGAACAGAACUGAACACUUGUUGGGCGUAAAAGUGGACACAAAGUGCGAGAUGAAAGAGUCGUACCCGGAGUCAACACUUAAAUCGUAUACCGUGUUGAUGGGUAGAUUACUUACCAAGUAUUCGGAGUCAGCACUUUAA
Medioppia subpectinata is the source of this 684-nucleotide messenger RNA. The record is from the annotation of a GenBank genome assembly. Lineage: Eukaryota; Metazoa; Arthropoda; Arachnida; Sarcoptiformes; Oppiidae.